UCCGUCCACUUGUGGCGCUAAUGCUACCAAAACUCAGGUAAUAGAAGCGCAAGUCAAAGCUUGUUUCACCCGCUGCAACAGACGACGAUAUUUUACAAAAUUGAAAACUGUUUUACUGAAUUAGCAAUAACGUUACUUAUGAGGGAAGAUAUACCAGUCCAGACGACGCUUCAGCGCGGAGAAAUAUCUUAAAACACGACUUUUUGCCAGAAAUAUGCCAGAUGGAAUUGAGUCAGAGCUUAAGGUCAAACAGCAGUUCCAGGAGCUAUGUGAUGCCUUCAGACAUCAGCUGAUGGAGACGCAGAGGAGACACAGAGCAGAGCUGGACAGGAGGAUGCAUCAGAACUCAUUUAUUUCAACAAACGUUGAUCAAAAGUCUAGUGAUGUGAAAGAGCUGAACCACCCAACCAAUCACAGGAGGUCUGUCUCAGCAUCUGCCCUAACCAAGGAGUCUACACACCAGGGCAGACAGUCAGAACGACCCAGCUCAGUGUCUCCAGCAUGGAAAUCUUCAUCCAGGACACCAGAGCGUCAUCAGCAAGCGUUAUGUACAAGUCAGCGACACAAAGAGGAAGAGGCCGAGGCCGAGUGUCAGAAGAAGUUCUCCGCUCUCCCUGUGCCCAGCCACGUGAGUCUGCCCCUCUAUCAGGAGAUGAAGGAACGGAGAGAGGAGCAGAGGAAGCAGGGCCUUGAGCAGAGGAAAAGGUUUCUGCUCGCCAUGCAGAAACCUUUCAGCUUCACAGAGAAAGAAAAGGAGAAACGGGAGAAGCUGUUAGCAAUGUUAAAUCAAGCCAAACAGGAUCCAAAAUCCAAAGCUGCUGCUGCCAGGAAACCUACCAAAGUAGUGAAGGAGUCGUCAGACGCCGACCUGACAGCCCGAUGCAGAAACCCCCACACUCAGUCCAAAACUCCACACAGUCCAAACCUUCGUGCUGCUGAUCGCACCAAGAAGGAAAAGCUCGGCUUCCUGGACGAGAGGCCGACCUUCCAGCCGAGGAUCAUCCCUCAGGUCCCAGAUUUUGUCAGGCUGCACAAGGCCUUCCAGAUAGAGGUGCUGCAAAAUACAGAGAGGAAAGAUGUGACAAAGUGUCAACCCUUUUACCUGAGAACGUCAGCUCUUCCUACAAGGCAAAGUAAGACGAGCACUAAAAACUCACAGGAACCACACAUACAUCAUGUCAGUAGGAGUAGAUCACUUGGGGCUUUAACAUCUCUGUCCACUGACAUCCUCCCCACUUACAUUACAGAUGCUGCAAGAAAGCGCUGCAUGGCCAUCAGAAAAUCAAUGGAAAUGAGGGAUAGUAAGAAUCAAGAAAGUGCAGAGUGGAUGAAGAAGUACCACAUGAGGUCCCAAACUAUGAAGAACACCAUUGUUCUCCAUGCGAAGAUCCUGGACCCACACAGCAGCUUCAAAGAAGUGUAUGAUGAAAAAGUACAGCAGCAUCGGGAAGCUGACCAACAAAGGAUGAGAGAAUACAAGAGGGACUUACGGGACAUGAAGGCACGGGUUCGUGAACGCCCAUUUUUGUUUGAGCAGGUUAAACGGAGAAAUGCAAAGGUUCAAGCGAUAAGAACAUUCAAGAACGAACUGAAAAAAGUUGGCUUAGAGGAACGUUUUGUUGAAGAAGUCGGAGAGGCGGCGGACGAAACAUCAGCCUCAUCCACAUCCGAGUGCCAUAGAGGCGUGAACCACCGCAGCACAGAAAAUAACAACCAUAGCAGGGAAGAAAAUGUAGACGAUGGAGAGAAAAUUGAAGAUGUGGAGGAGAAGAGCGUGAAGUCCAGCAUUGAAGAAAUGCCAUGAUCAAAAAGGUUCAGGCGGUACUGAGUUUUUUGUGGCCUGUCUUCUACAAAACAACACAGCCCUUAAAAAAUUAUUCAUGUCAUGGCUAAACCACACAUUUGAUUGUUUCGGUUGUGGCACCCAUUAAUUAUGAAAUUAUAAAACGUGUGAAAUUCAUGAUAAAAGUUGUAAUUUAUACAAUUCAUCAAUAACAUUUCAUAGAAUAGAUUAUAUAAGCAAAUAGUAUUUAAUAGUUUCUUACUG
Thalassophryne amazonica is the source of this 2047-nucleotide messenger RNA. RefSeq names its product FAM161 centrosomal protein B (gene fam161b). Gene Ontology annotation, cellular component: cilium. NCBI's taxonomy places the organism in Eukaryota, Metazoa, Chordata, Actinopteri, Batrachoidiformes, Batrachoididae. Gene Ontology annotation, biological process: cilium organization. The record is from RefSeq and is a predicted model, not a curated record. The coding region runs from base 215 to 1804 and encodes 529 amino acids. The transcript is spliced from 9 exons.